Messenger RNA from Aquila chrysaetos chrysaetos, 3908 nucleotides. It is a transcript of the gene TMEM80, whose product is annotated as transmembrane protein 80. The transcript is spliced from 5 exons. Gene Ontology annotation, cellular component: ciliary transition zone. The record is from RefSeq and is a predicted model, not a curated record. NCBI's taxonomy places the organism in Eukaryota, Metazoa, Chordata, Aves, Accipitriformes, Accipitridae. Bases 2459 to 2920 code for a protein of 153 amino acids. Gene Ontology annotation, biological process: non-motile cilium assembly.
UGGAGGACUGGCGGGCGGCGGGGGAGGGGCGCCAAGAUGGCCGUUGUGAGGCGAGGUGAGCGGCGCGUUGCCAUCGAUACCGACAGGUCUUUUCCCCGCGGAUGUCCCGGCGGGGCGGAGGGUGACCGGGAGUGGCUGUUUCCCACCGUGUUAGAGGUUAGCUCUCGCCUCCCCAGGCGGGGGCCGAGGUCGAGCUAGGCCUCGGCGCCGAGUCCGGCCCGAUAGCCAUAUCGCGACAGCCCCGACACGCUGAGGUGAAUCCCGGCAGCUGCGGGCCCUGUGUCAGCGUGAGCAGGGGCUUGGCGCUUGUGCGGGCCGAGGAGCACCUUUACCCGCAGGCAAAUCGCUUUCCUGAGGCCGAGUGACGCCCCUUGAAAAUUCAAGUCUUUACUUCAAAUUAUGAACCACUGGGAUUCGGGGGGGGGGGGGGGGAGCUCUUCAUUAGUGUGGUCAAAAUGAUUAAUUUCCACUUCUUUCAAAGAGGUCAAGGGUUUCCCCCAGCAAAAUGUAAAUUUCAGCCCUAGGUAGACAAAGCCGGUUUUGAAAGCUUUGGCUUGAACAAUUAGUGUUUGCCGAAGUCCUAAAAACAAGUUUGUGUAAUGAGGUGCACUGGGUAAUGUUAACUAUAGCUGCUACAUGCUUUUAAUACAGUUUUGGCAUUAAAAAAAUCCAGUUUUUUAGAAAAUGGGCUGUGUUCUACCUCAAGUAAGCAUGCACAGCAUCACUCACAGUCAUUUCUAAAAUCAGGAGCAGCCUGGAUAAGUAGUCAGGCUUUUGUUGUAUAAAACACUUCACUGGAGCAUGGUCUGUAGCUGUUCUCUACAAAACUGUCCAGGAAAGUCAGCAGGAUUUGGUUCAAGGGCUGUCUGAGAGCAGGACUGGUAGUGGAGGCAUGUGUACAUGCAGACGGACUCCAGCCCGCGCGGUGGAUAGCUGCCGCCCUCCUAAAAACCAGGUUGGGUAUGUGAGCCGCUUGGAAAGACUCACGCUCACAAUCCAUACUCACCCCAAGCACAACUACCUUGUUGCCUGGGAGUUACCCUCCUACAUGAAAGAAUUUAUACAACAGGAAACAAGUGGCGUUACACUUUGUUUUCUUCUGGACUGUACAAGCUUUCCAAUAGGCAGAAAUCACGUGCCAACCUGCACGCAGUGGAAAGUCACUACGCCAGGUCUCACUAAUGCAAAUGCCCCCCUUAGCAGAAUGCAGUUCUUGCUGCUGCAAGUUCGUGUGCUUCAUAUAAAUGCUUUAAAAUUGUUACUGUGCUUUUUUUUUUCCUGUGCCAGAAUGCUUACUUUCAAUUUAAAAAUUCCCCCAGCAGCAAUGCAGACUUCAUUAAUCCUAGCAGUGAGAUGAUCUCAGGGUGUUGGGAUUAGCAGCCUACUGUUACACCUGAAAUUAUAUAUUCAGAUGGCAUAAUAAUUACUACUUAACUGCAGUAUCCCUUUCACAGGUGUGUUGUGGGGUUUAAAUGUUUAACCUGUGUGAAAUGUCUCCUGUUGCUCAGGGGGAGGCAGCAUGUUCUAAAUAAUAGUGGCUAUCAAACCCCGCCUUGGAACAGAUGCAGGAAUGUGGUCAGUGCCCUCUUGUGGAAAUUAUUUAAAAAAAAAAGUUUAAAAAUAAAGUUGGGGAACUGCUAUUAGGGAAUUCACUAGGGGUUGCCUGUACGGUAAAAUCAUACUACUCUAAUUACACCACUGGCAUCACGGCAGUGUAGCUACCCAGGGUGGAUGAGGCUACACCGGUAUAGCUUAGCGUGUGGUUAUACAGAAAGAGUUCAUAUCCAGACGCUUCUUGCGGAAUAAUAACACGUCUGCACAUGCAGUUGUGGUAUUUCAAAUUAACAUCCUGCUUCACAGUCUAAAAUAACUUUAAAAUGGAGACAUCUCCUUACUACUGUGCAAGAAAGGAAGCACAUCAUCUUGACACAAGGCGUUACUUUUGCAUGACGGUUUAUACCAGCGUAUAAAUACAAACACAUCUUUAACCAUUAGUCACUGCAGAACACGAUGUGUAAUGAAACCUUUAACUCCCAUUCUGCAAAAAGAAAGCAAGCAUUCAUCAAAACGCAUUUUGGCUAAGUGAAGGGACGAGUCUGUUAGGAGCCUAUAGUCCCUUUACAGAAGGUGGAGAGGAGAUGAAGCACGUCCAGGAGGCAUUUCAGAUCAUAGACAGUAUGAAUCACCUUCUAAAAUUGCUUGCCUAUUUCCACUGCAUUCCCAAAUUGGACACCUUAAUUAGGUGCCUAAAGUUAGUGGGGAUUAAUUUGGGCCCAACUGCAUAAGACUAUUAGGUGAUGAGGACAUUAACCUCAAGAAGCCCAGAGACGAAGAUGGUGAGGUGAGUAUGUCCCACUGAUUUGAUGAUAAUGAGCUGUCUUUGAGAAGAUGGAUGAAACAGCCUUUCACAGACAGUUUUACUCUCUGUGAAACAGAGAUCGUAACUUUUUAAUUCCUCAUGUGUCUGAAAGAGGCUAAGAAUAUUAAUGAGUUACUUAAGAGGUACUUUAGUAGAACUUCAUCAGUUCUGUCAUCUGUUCCUUUACAGAUUCUAUUUUAUGUAAAUGGGAUUUAUUACACCUUUUACUUCUUGGUGACUCUUGCAAUGAUUGUUUAUAAAAGUCAAGUUUUCAGUUACCCAGAUGAUUUUUUAGCUCCUGAUCUUGCAUUGCUUUUCAUUAUGGCCAUUCUUGAAGUGCUCCGAUUAUACUUCGGUUCAAAGGGUAACCUGACAGAAGAAGAGGCUCCAUUAGGGCUCAGUCUUGUGAUCACAGUCGGAAGUGUGAUUCUGUCUGUGUAUUUCCUGGUGUGGCAAACUUACGUGCUGAAAGCAGACGUCAUUAUCAACGCUGUUCUUCUCUUUACAUAUGGGCUUGAGUCAGUACUAAAGGUCAUAGCCAUUGCUGCUUUUGUCAGCUAAAGCCUAGCAGUUUUCAACAUGUUCUCAACACAUUUCUUCUAUAAAAGAGUGGGUUUAUAUUUCAAAUAUUUAAUUCUUUUGCAUAUAAAAAAGCCUGUAAAACUUUCCCCUGUUUAAAGUACAAAUUUUUGAGGGACAGAGAUCUCCCUGAAUAGUAGGUAAAAUAUGCUGUCCAGCAGCUGUGUUACACUAUCUCAUCAUAGCUUAUUUAUGGGCAACGGCAAGAGAUGAUUCAGCAAAGACACUUAAUGCUCUGGUAUUCAUCAGGGAUCGACACUAAAUAUUCAUUCCCAACACAGAAUAGUAGCCAGUGCAUCAUCUAGCUAUGUGCUGUUGAGAUGAUGUGAGUUUCCAUGGCAUAGCAGCAACGUACAACCAAAGUGACACAGAAAUGAAUCAGGCCAAUAUAGUAUGGACUCAUUUCUGCCUUACCACACACACGUUCGUGUUUGAGGGCACAGUUUCUCUUCUGCUCUCAUUUGUGUUUUCAGACCCCAGUGGUAAUUUCCCUGACUUUAGUAGGGCAGUGCCUGAUUUAUCCCAGUGGGAGAGAGUUGAAUUGAGUUUUGCGCAUACCCGGAGAGCCAGAGCUACAGGGUUUGGGCAGCUGGUUCUUACUGACACAGAGGCCAAAGGCAGUAGUGUGAGGGUAUGUUUGUUUAAAUAGGAUGGCCUUAAGAUGAGCAUAAACAUUCACCAUUCACUCACCCUUCUGUCCUAUUGAAAAGUCCAACAGAAUGUUGUCAGAUGUAUUUCUAUUUGGUGUUAAAUGUGUUUAUUUGCAUGAUUCUGCAAAAAAUUACAACAUAAGCCUUGUCUUUUAAAUGAAGAACUCUGUGCAAUUUCGGAUUUUUUUACUGUAUCAAAAAUACGUAUGUAUUAAUGUAAAGCUUGGGGAUUUGGUGGGGGUUUUGUACAAGCAGGUUUUAUAUUCAGAAUUUCCUAUUUUUGUAUUUAUUUAUUCAAAUAAAUAAUGUAUGAGAUCCAA